Molecule: messenger RNA, 1301 nt
Organism: Cadophora gregata
Lineage: Eukaryota; Fungi; Ascomycota; Leotiomycetes; Helotiales; Ploettnerulaceae
Exons: 4
Coding region: 303-1235 (310 amino acids)
Molecular function (GO): NAD binding; oxidoreductase activity, acting on the aldehyde or oxo group of donors, NAD or NADP as acceptor
Source: RefSeq, a predicted model, not a curated record
AGGCUCUGCAGUCUUAGACACCAACACAGCUGUUCGAUCGGGAUAGACUUAGUCAUUCAACGUAUAAUAUAAGAUCACCAAUUCAAGGAGGUUCGUGCUCACUUCCUGAUCACCUGCACUCCACCUGCAUCAAGCUCUACAGGCAACAGAAUAGAGCCACAACCUCCAAGCCACAACUUCGUGUGACACCAGAACUUUUGAACUAUAGCAGAUGGAUCCUUCAAGAACAUCCGUCUGCUAAUCAGCCAUACCCUGAGCAGCUUACUCUUCUACAACAAGAUCACCACUAUUACCGUUCAGCUAUGGUCUUCUUCCCCUUUGACGAGUUUCGCGAAGUGGACGUGAUCCUUGACGACCUUGACCACACUUUCAGAAUCGGUAUUAACGGCUUCGGCUCACUCGGCCGAGCCAUUUUCUGCACCAGUCUCCAUUGGCCUCAUGCUGUUGUAGCUGCGAUUAAUGACCCAUUCGUGGACGCAAAACAGGCGGCAGACAUCCUUCGGGAAGAACCAUAUCGAGACUCUACGCACAGCUUCGAGCUAGAAGCGGUCUCUUCAAAUGAACUCAUCGUCCGCAGUGCGGAUACAUCAAGGACAAUCACAUUUUUUUCCGAGCAAGAUCCUUCACAUAUAAGCUGGAAGUCACCGGGAUCAGCUACCUUGCAUGUCAUUGAAUGUUCCGGGAAGUUCAGUAGCUUCGAAGAAGUAUCUCGUCACCUGCAUAUUGGUCGUUCCUACGAUCAGCAACUGGAAUUCAAAAAGCAACAUGGCAUCUCGGUUUGGGAUGAAGGCGGGGCUAUGAAAGUCCUCGUUGCGUCCAAUUGUUCCAAUAUACCGAGCUUCAUCCCAGGUGUCAAUGAGCGGGACUGUAGGUUCCAAGACUAUAUUGUGGCUUGUGUUUCACCGAACCAGUCGGAGAAUGAGGUUGAUCAAGAUUGGGAUUUAGAAAAGCACUCAGUCCAGGUUCUGAAGUUGCUAAAUGUAGUGCUCGCCCGCGAUGGCGCACUUUCAAGCUGGCUAGCAAGCGAAGAAUCCGGUCGUGGCCCUUCAUACGGAGCGAAGGGGCCAUUUUUGGAACACAUGCAGUAUAUUCUGGCUUACAAUAUCCCGGGACCAGAGCCACGAGACUCCUCUGAUGAUGGCUUGAUUGAGAUUGCGAAUAGUCCUUAUCUCUUUGAUGUCGGCCCUUGUGAAUGUUGUCACGGGGGGACAUGGCUCAGAUCAUCUAAUAGUUGAGAAAGGUAAUGACACAACUUCGUUCGUAGAAUCCCAGGCGCCAGAGUUUGUUUUAAUAGAUUGGAU